AUGGCCGGGACAAGAAAGGACGGUGCCAAAGGCGGCAACCUAGCAGUCCCUCCAGCCCUCGGCGACACCGAAUCAAGAGCGCCAACAAUAGCAGAAAGUGAAGAUGCGCGUGGCUACAACAACACCAACAACAACGAUGUUCUCUCCGACACAGACGGCGGACGGACAAUCGACUCAACAGAUCCAGAAAAGAAACACCCACAUACGUUGAGCCAGCAAAGGUCUAAUGCUACGCACAAGAGUCACGCUAGUACAAUACGGGAGGAUGGAGUUGAGUACCCGACUGGCCUGAAGCUGGGCUUGAUCACGAUAGCGUUGUGUUUGAGUGUUUUCUUGAUGGCCCUCGAUAACUCCAUUAUUGCCACGGCUAUCCCCAAGAUUACCGAUCAGUUUCACAGUUUGCCGGAUGUGGGUUGGUAUGGAAGUGCCUACCUCCUCACCACCGCGGCGCUCCAACUUUUGUUCGGACGCUUUUACACCUUCUUCUCCCUCAAAUGGGUCUUUUUGAUCGCCAUCUUCAUCUUCGAGCUCGGCUCCCUGAUCUGCGGCGUCGCCAACACCUCCAAGACCCUCAUUAUCGGGCGCGCCAUCGCCGGCAUUGGUUCAGCCGGCAUCUUCUCGGGCGCGCUGAUCAUUCUCGCCUACGCCGUGCCCCUCGAAAAGCGACCCGUAUACACCGGCUUCAUUGGUUCCAUGUACGGCAUCGCCUCCGUCUCCGGCCCGCUCCUCGGAGGCGCCUUCACAGACCAAGUGACCUGGCGCUGGUGUUUCUACAUCAACCUCCCCAUCGGCGGCAUCACCAUGGCCGUCAUUGGCUUCUUCUUCCCCGAUCCAAACCGCGAGAGACCCCAAGAGGAGACAUGGGCCAAGACCAUUAUGAAAUUCGACCCCUUUGGCACUGCGGUAUUCAUGCCUGCCAUCAUCUGCCUGCUGCUCGCGCUGCAAUGGGGCGGCACCACCUACAAAUGGAACAACUGGCGCAUCAUUUUCCUCUUUGUGCUCUUCGCCGUCCUGAUCACCGCCUUCAUCGCCAUCCAAUUCAAGAUGCAAGACGAGGGCACCGUCCCUCCCCGCAUCAUCAAGCAGCGCUCCGUGUGGGCAUCCGCCCUCUUCACCUUUUGCUUGGGCGCCGCCUUCAUGGGCUCCGUCUAUUAUCUGCCCAUCUGGUUCCAGGCCGUCAAGGGCGCGACAGCCGUCAAAUCAGGCAUCAUGAACCUCCCCAUGCUUCUCGCGACGGUAAUCCUGUCCGUCGUCGCCGGCGCGCUUGUCUCCUAUCUAGGCUACUACGCCCCCUUCAUGAUUCUCUGUUCCGUCGUCUCCAGCAUCGGCUACGGUCUGCUGACCACCUUUGAACCCGACACCAGCUCUGGUAAAUGGAUCGGGUACCAGAUCCUCGUUGGCGCCGGACUGGGGAUGGGGCUCCAGCAAAGUCUCAUGGCGGUGCAAACCGUGCUGGAGAUGAAGGAUGUAUCGGUCGGUACGGCGCUGAUGGUGUUUGUGCAGACGCUGGGCGGCGCGCUGUUUGUGAGUAUUGCGCAAAAUGUGUUUACGAAUAAGCUGGUGCAGUAUGUGGGCGAGCUGGCGCCGGGGUUCGGGGAUCCGGAGAAUAUCUUGCUGUUGGGCGCGACGAGCGUGCAGAAGACGGUGGAUAAGAGUGUGUUGCCGGGGGUGACGCGGGCGUAUAAUAAUUCGUUGACGGAUGUGUUUAUGGUGUUUGUGGCGAUGGCGGUGGCGAGCGUGUUUGGGGCGCUGUUGGUGGAGUGGAAGAGUGUGAAGGGGAAGAAUGUGGAGGUUGGGUUGGCGUGAUUUUGUGAUGAUGAUCUCUCGUGUGUAAAAAGAGGUUGGGGGGAUUGGGUGGGAAGAGGAGGAUGUAAUCUUCCCCUGGAUGGGUGUUACUGGGUUAGUAAUAAUUACGUAGACAGGUUCAUCGGUUUUAGAUGUCUCCCAACUCUUGUGUCAAAUAGAAAUGUAUUACAU
This is a messenger RNA of Neurospora tetrasperma FGSC 2508, 1977 nucleotides long. RefSeq lists its product as uncharacterized. Bases 1 to 1806 code for a protein of 601 amino acids. The record is from RefSeq and is a predicted model, not a curated record. Gene Ontology annotation, molecular function: transmembrane transporter activity. The transcript has 3 exons. Gene Ontology annotation, biological process: transmembrane transport. NCBI's taxonomy places the organism in Eukaryota, Fungi, Ascomycota, Sordariomycetes, Sordariales, Sordariaceae.